Messenger RNA from Sporisorium graminicola, 642 nucleotides. RefSeq lists its product as uncharacterized. Lineage: Eukaryota; Fungi; Basidiomycota; Ustilaginomycetes; Ustilaginales; Ustilaginaceae. Gene Ontology annotation, molecular function: Hsp90 protein binding. The record is from RefSeq and is a predicted model, not a curated record. Bases 1 to 642 code for a protein of 213 amino acids. The transcript has a single exon.
AUGAACGCACCACCACAGCAGCAGGGACCACCUGCGCCCACCGCCGAGCAACUCGCCAUCACUGACGCUGGCUUCCAGCAGGUACCUCUGGCGCUUGAUCCUGAAACACAGACUCUCCACACACCCGUACCCGAUCUGGACCUGACAGUGCUCAAUGCACUGAUUCGCUCGAUCCAAGGCCUGCCACCCAACGUAGCCUUCCCGCCCCCACCCAACGCCAUCGCUCCGCAACGCAGUAUGGCGAUCAACCAAGCCAAAGAACAGGGCAACACGGCGUACCGAAACAAGGACUGGGCGGAAGCUGUCAAGAUGUACACGCUCGCCAUCGACGUAGCCGCCUCGCGCCCGCUGUGGGAAGCCAACCAGGUGGCGAGAGACGAGCUGAGCUUGUGCUUGGCUAACAGAUCGGCGGCCUUUGCGAGCUGCGAAGACUGGAUCGGCGCGCUUUGCGAUGCAGAGGCCGUGACCAAGUUGAAAAAGCCCUGGGCCAAGGGACAUUACCGUAAAGGCAAAGCAUUGGUCGGGUUGGAGAGGUGGAAGGAGGCCAGAGAGGCGUUUGAGCUGGGUCUGCAGUUUGACCCGGACAACAAGGAUCUGAAACAGGCGUUGGAAGAGUUGCCUUCGAACAAGAAUCAGCUUUGA